AUGUUUGGUUUAACAACAAGAAUAUUAUCUGGUUGGAAUAUGGAUUUAACAGAUACAAAUAAUCUUAUUUGUAAAAUUCGUGUUUUUAUUAUGUUUGUUUCACGUACAACAGCUUUUUGGCUUAUUGCAUUUGCUACAAUUGAUCGUUGGUUUUCAUCAUGUAGUCAAUAUCAACGACGACAAAGAAGUUCAUUAAAAAAUGCUCAACGAGGAACAAUUAGUAUUACAAUUUUAUCAAUUAUUCUUUAUUGUCAAGUUAUUUAUUGU
Messenger RNA from Rotaria sp. Silwood2, 267 nucleotides. The record is from the annotation of a GenBank genome assembly. Lineage: Eukaryota; Metazoa; Rotifera; Eurotatoria; Philodinida; Philodinidae.